Telopea speciosissima is the source of this 1806-nucleotide messenger RNA. Its product is annotated as probable magnesium transporter NIPA6. Gene Ontology annotation, biological process: magnesium ion transport. Gene Ontology annotation, cellular component: membrane. The transcript is spliced from 9 exons. Gene Ontology annotation, molecular function: magnesium ion transmembrane transporter activity. The coding region runs from base 187 to 1257 and encodes 356 amino acids. Lineage: Eukaryota; Viridiplantae; Streptophyta; Magnoliopsida; Proteales; Proteaceae. The record is from RefSeq and is a predicted model, not a curated record.
UCUUUGAACGAUUUGUUCAAUUCAAAGAAAGAUAGCUGAGAUCUACGAGGUACUUUUUAGGUUUAUUCGCUUACAAAAAUCUCAAUUCUAGGGUUUCCAAUCUUCUUUUUCUCGAUUGGUUCCACAAGUUUCUCUGUUCUUGAGUUAAUUUCUGAGUAGAAGAGCUAUCUGCCGAACCGAUGAGCGAUGGCAAUGUCGUCGUCGGCCGCGUACGUAGGAACUACUGUUUCAUCUGAUAAUUUGAAAGGGUUUAUUCUUGCGGUCGUAUCUGGUGCUUUUAUUGGGUCGAGCUUUAUCAUCAAGAAGAAGGGUUUGAAGCGGGCUGGUGCUUCGGGUCCUCGUGCCAGCUCUGGAGGAUACGGUUACUUGUUAGAGCCGCUUUGGUGGGUGGGCAUGGUAACUAUGAUUGUUGGAGAGAUUGCCAACUUUGUAGCGUACAUGUUUGCUCCUGCUGUUCUUGUUACACCACUUGGAGCGUUGAGUAUAAUUGUUAGUGCUGUGCUAGCACAUUUCUUAUUGAAGGAAAAGCUGACGAAGAUGGGGAUUCUAGGGUGUGUUCUUUGCAUGGUGGGGUCCACAGUGAUUGUUCUUCAUGCGCCUGAUGAGCGCACUCUGACUUCGGUAGAAGAAAUCUGGGAAUUGGCAACCCAACCUGCAUUUCUUCUGUAUACGACAUCGGCAAUAGCUGUUGUGCUGGUACUGAUGUUGUAUUGUGGUCCUCGUUAUGGGCAGACUAACAUGAUGGUUUACAUCGGCAUAUGCUCCAUAAUUGGGUCAUUGACAGUAAUGAGCAUUAAAGCUAUAGGCAUUGCAAUAAAACUCACAUUGGAGGGUAAUAACCAGGCCACAUACUUCCAAACAUGGGUAUUUGCAAUGGUUGCAAUAACAUGUAUCAUAACUCAGCUAAAUUAUCUAAACAUGGCAUUGGAUACUUUCAACACUACAGUUGUUUCCCCUGUAUAUUAUGCUAUGUUCACUUCUCUCACUAUUUUUGCAAGUGCCAUAAUGUUUAAGGAUUGGUCUGGUCAGAGUGCAAGUAGUAUUGUAUCAGAACUAUGUGGAUUCAUCACUGUGCUCUCUGGGACCACUGUAUUGCACAGUACAAGAGAACCAGAUCCAUCUCCUCUUACAGAUUCAUAUACUCCACUUUCACCCAAAAUAUCGUGGCAAGUCAAUGGGGAAUUAUGGAAGCAAAAGGAUGAUGAGGGGCUGUCCCCAGAUUUUGUUACCAUUAUUCAACAAGACUACUUUACUUAGAUGUAUUUCUGUGACCUUCCAAGUUCUGUGAACACAGCUAGCUGGUGGCUCUUGCAAGCACAAAAGUAGUUGCUGAAAGCCGCUAUCAUUGUAUAUAUUUGAAGAUGAAACUGGUGGUUUGAAGUCUGAUUCCUGCAUCCACUUCAGUAACUCUACACUUGCAGCUCGGGGAGCUUUGUUUGCUUGUGCAGGCCAAGUUUAUUUGAUCAUUUUUUGUUCCAUUUUGGAAUCCAGCCAGGUGUGCAACUGAAAGCAGUUAUCUUUUGCAGCACAGUAGCAGACUAGAUGUAUUUCUGGGAUGGCUUUCAGUUCUCUUUGAUAUCUUAACGUAGAUCCAUUUGAUUCUUUUUGUUGUAUUAGUUCAAUUAACUGUAUGGGGAAGGAUCUAAUCCCUGCAUUUGUAGUGAAAGAGGAAAAGAAUGAUCUUGCAUUUCCAGAUGUGGUCUCAAUCAUGGAGAUGAUAAGAUUGUAGUUUUUGGGUGCAGAGGAGAAUUAUAAUGUUUUUAGUGAUCAAUAAAUCUGAAACUGCAAUCGUUUUGUAAUGUUAAA